GCGAGCGGCGAGCGACUGACCGCGGCCUUCUGACCAGGACCGGAGCAGGGCCCCAAGCCCCCGGGCCUGGCAGGGGACGCGCUUCUCCUCACAACUGGUGCCUCAGCAGCUCCAGCCAGCGGACCCGACGGCCAAGAGGAGAAGAUGGGGAGCCCCGAGGAUGACCUAAUUGGGAUUCCAUUCCCGGACCACAGCAGUGAGCUCCUGAGCUGCCUAAACGAGCAGCGCCAAUUGGGCCACCUGUGUGACCUCACCAUCCGGACGCAGGGUCUUGAGUACCGCACCCACCGGGCUGUACUGGCGGCCUGCAGCCACUACUUCAAGAAGCUCUUCACUGAGGGCGGUGGCGGGGCGGGCAUGGCAGCCGGGGGCGGGGGGAUGGCCGCCGGGGGAGCAGGGGCCGGCGUGUGCGAACUGGACUUUGUGGGGCCGGAGGCGCUGGGUGCCCUGCUCGAGUUUGCCUAUACAGCCACACUGACCACCAGCAGCGCCAACAUGCCGGCUGUGCUCCAGGCCGCCCGGCUGCUGGAGAUCCCCUGCGUCAUCGCGGCCUGCAUGGAGAUUCUGCAGGGCAGCGGGCUGGAAGCUCCCAGCCCUGAUGAGGAUGACUGUGAGCGGGCCCGCCAAUACCUGGAGGCCUUUGCCACAGCCACGGCCUCUGGAGUGCCCAACGGCGAGGACAGCCCUCCACAGGCCCCCCUCCCGCCACCGCCGCCACCGCCACCUCGGCCUGUCGCCCGCCGCAGCCGCAAGCCCCGAAAAGCUUUCCUGCAGACCAAGGGGGCCCGGGCGAACCACCUGGUGCCGGAGGUGCCCGCAAUGCCCACCCAUCCCUUGACCUUCGAGGAGGAGGAGGUGGCGGGCAGAGUAGGUGGCAGUGGGCUGGGGGACAGCUACAGCCCUCCUGCAGGGACUGCCUCGCCCCCUGAGGGGCCCCUGAGUUACGAGGGCUAUGAGGGUGAGGAAGAAGAAGAGGAGCUGGUAUAUCCCCCAGCCUACGGCCUCGCACAGGGCAGCGGGCCCCCGCUGUCCCCAGAGGAGCUGGGCUCAGAUGAGGACGCCAUCGAUCCCGACCUGAUGGCCUACCUAAGCUCCCUGCACCAGGACACCCUGACACCAGGCCUGGAUGGCCAGGACAAGCUAGUGCGCAAACGCCGCUCCCAGAUGCCCCAGGAGUGCCCGGUCUGCCACAAGAUCAUCCACGGGGCCGGCAAACUGCCUCGCCACAUGAGGACCCAUACGGGCGAGAAGCCCUUUGCCUGCGAGGUCUGUGGCGUCCGCUUCACCCGGAACGACAAGCUGAAGAUCCACAUGCGCAAGCACACAGGAGAGCGCCCCUACUCGUGCCCGCACUGCCCAGCCCGCUUCCUGCACAGCUACGACCUCAAGAACCACAUGCAUCUGCACACAGGGGACCGGCCCUACGAGUGCCACCUGUGCCACAAGGCUUUCGCCAAGGAGGACCACCUGCAGCGCCACCUCAAGGGCCAGAACUGCCUGGAGGUGCGCACCCGGCGGCGCCGCAAGGAAGACGCGCCCCCCCACUACCCACCACCUUCCACCGCCACCCCGUCCCCUGCUGGUCUCGACCUCUCCAACGGCCACCUGGACACCUUCCGCCUCUCCCUGGCUCGGCUCUGGGAGCAGUCAGCCCCCACUGGGCCUCCGGUCUCCACCCCAGGGCCCCCUGAUGAUGACGAUGAGGAGGGGACACCCACCACGCCCCAGGCUGAGGGUGCCAUGGAGUCCUCUUAAAGAGGGACAGGUGGCCAGGAUGGGGCAACACAAGGCCGGGGACACCCACGCCAAGCAGUGGGAGCAAGCGGGACAGAGCCGGGGCCAGGGUCGCUGAGCCUUGCUGGCGGCAGAAUCGGCUCCUUCCCCCGCUGAGCCCUCAUUCCAGUUCCAGGCUGAGAAGGUUUUGGGGUAGAGGCUCCCCAGAUUGGGGUGAUCCCCAAGGAAUGAUACCUACGAUAUGUAUAUAUUUACAGCUCUAUUGUAAAAGAGGGGUUCCUGUCCCCAGCUGCUCCUGGGGACUAGAAGCAAUAAUGCAUUUCUGAUUCGUGGGGUCCCUCUUCGGCUAUGCGGGUUUCUAGGGGGUGGGGGGCUUGGGACCAAAGCCUUGCCCCACCCCAUACCCCCUUGGGGUUUUGGCUGUGUAAGGGGGUGAAGGCCUGCCCCUCCCUUCCGAGACCCCUCCUUCCUGGUUUCUGUUCCCUUUUCCUGGCAGUGAAUUAUGCAAAAGGGGGCAGCGAAGGCAGGGUAGAUGGGGGGAAAGCAAGGUAGAAGCUUGAAAGACCUGGGGGGGGGGACUGGGCCUGGAAGGAAGGAGCCAUCCCAGUCCCCUCCGCCCAGCUCCCAGCGCUGAGUCAUGGGGUCCUGGAGGAGAAGGGGGCGGGGUGGCCUGAUUGGCUCGCCCGCCCCUGGGGGCAGCGGGAGGGGCCCCGCCCGGCUAGGGGAGCCGCUCCACUCCUCUCCUCUCCCCUCCCGCGUCCCCGGGCAGGGAAUGUCUUGUUCCCGCCGCUCCCACCUCGGGGCCAGAGGGCAGGGCGGGCCGGGCCGCGUCCUACCCUCUUCUCCUCCCACUAGCCUCCUCCCCGCCCAGGUGCGAGCCGGAUCCGCCGCCACCGCUGCCGCCCCUGACUCACGCCGCCCCCGGGCUGGCGGGGCGCUGGGUGUGGGACGGGGUGAGGGGUUGGUGGGGAGCCUUGCGGAGAGCGGGCGAGCGGGCGCCAUCUGGCGGCCAGCCUUUCGCGGGCGAGCGCCCCCGGCGGCCACUCCGAGCAGCAGGCCUCACCUCAACCACUCCAGCUGGUGAGCGGGCGCCCCCUUGUCAAAGAGUGGGCUCAGAACUUCUCGCUGGGCCUCUGGGAAAAAGGGCUGCGGCGCUGCGGGAGAGGAGCCCCUUUCCCAGCCCCUCCAGCCCGGGCUUCCUGCUGGGUAGGGGAGAGCCAUCUCGUCACUCUCUUCCAUUAGAAUUGAAUCCACCCCCGUUCUGUACAUAGCCUCUUCUGUUGGUCUUGCUGAAAUCUAGUUUCAGAUUUUUAACUCUCCAGUUCUGCUCGGGGCGGGGGCUGUCUCCUCCCCUUCCUCGCUGGGUGCUGGACCCCCGUUGCGGCCUGGGCUCUGCCUUGCACUAGUUCCCUUCCCUGGCCUGGCGGCCCCUCCCCCUCCUUGAAAGGGGCAGGUUCAGGGGCCCGGUGCUCGCCCUCCCUUUCAUGCACCCCCAUGCCCAUUUGCACAGCUGCCCAGGUACCCCCAACAGUGUGGGGGGGUUACAGGGAGGGGGUAGCGGGACCAGUCCCUGUUAUCUAUUUAAAAAGUGAUGAUGUAAUAUAUUGGGGGGGCGGGUUCGGGUUGCCCUGGGCCUCAGCCUUUCAGUUGAUGGGGGAGCCCAGGGCUGGGGAGAUCUGGGGCCUAGCCCCAGGGAGUGGGGACAGUGUGGCCUCCCCUCCCCCGCCCUGCGGCUUUUCCAGUCAGUGCCUUAGGGGGGGAGGUGAUCUCCCCUCUUCUGUUCCCUCCCCCGCCCCCCCACCUCGGGUGUAAGCGACAGGAAGAAAUAAUAAUUAUUUAAGAGUCACA
Molecule: messenger RNA, 3582 nt
Organism: Trichechus manatus latirostris (Florida manatee)
Lineage: Eukaryota; Metazoa; Chordata; Mammalia; Sirenia; Trichechidae
Gene: ZBTB7B
Product: zinc finger and BTB domain containing 7B
Exons: 3
Coding region: 145-1755 (536 amino acids)
Biological process (GO): positive regulation of gene expression; regulation of transcription by RNA polymerase II
Molecular function (GO): RNA polymerase II cis-regulatory region sequence-specific DNA binding; DNA-binding transcription factor activity, RNA polymerase II-specific; protein binding
Source: RefSeq, a predicted model, not a curated record